AUGCUCCACGGAAACUCUGUCAGGAUCCUCACGGGGAAUAGCCAUCCUGAGCUAGCCCAAGCGGUGGUCGAGCGGCUCAACGUGCCCAUGACGCCGUGCACGGUGAAGAAAUUUUCGAACGGCGAGAUUAACGUGAAGAUCUCCGAGUCAGUGCGCGACGAGGACGUCUUCAUCAUUCAGUCUGGGUGCGGCAACGUGAACGACAACCUCAUGGAGCUUCUCAUCCUCAUCUCGGCGUGCAAGGGCGCGUCCGCGCGCCGCAUCACCGCUGUCAUUCCGUGCUUCCCGUACGCGCGGGUGGACAAGAAGGAUAAGUCUCGCGCACCCAUCACCGCGAAGCUCGUCGCCAACAUGCUAGGCGUGGCUGGCUGCGACCAUGUCAUCACGAUGGAUCUGCAUGCUAGCCAGAUCCAGGGGUUCUUCGACUUCCCUGUAGAUAAUUUGUACUCGGAACCCCUCAUGGUCGCGUAUAUCAAGACGCACAUCGAGGAUUGGAAAAACAGUGUCGUCGUCAGCCCAGAUGCCGGAGGAGCGAAAAGAGUUACAGCUCUCGCAGACAAGCUAGGAGUGGAGUUUGCCCUCAUUCACAGGGGGCGAACCAAAAACUCCGAUGAGCUCCCGGAAGUAGUUGAGGUCCUUGUAGGAGACGUGCGAGGCAAGGUGGCUAUUCUUGUGGAUGAUCUUAUAGAUACUGGGGUUACGCUUGCACUGGCUACUCGCGCACUCAGAGACAAUGGCGCAAGCAAGGUGUAUGCUCUUAUCUCACACGGGCUCCUGUCCGAAACCAAAAUGAGCAUGAUCCAAGAUCUGCCGAUGGAGAAGCUCGUGGUCACAAACACUAUACCCCAGCACCAGCACGCUCUCGCAUGCGACAAGCUGGUGACACUGGACGUGAGUCCGAUCAUCGCCGAAAGCGUCCGCAGGACGCACAACGGGGAGAGUAUCAGCUUCCUCUUCGGAGACUGGACCGGAGACGGUGUGGCCUUCUAG
Molecule: messenger RNA, 990 nt
Organism: Sparassis crispa
Lineage: Eukaryota; Fungi; Basidiomycota; Agaricomycetes; Polyporales; Sparassidaceae
Product: Ribose-phosphate pyrophosphokinase 2
Exons: 7
Coding region: 1-990 (329 amino acids)
Biological process (GO): 5-phosphoribose 1-diphosphate biosynthetic process; purine nucleotide biosynthetic process; ribonucleoside monophosphate biosynthetic process
Cellular component (GO): cytoplasm; ribose phosphate diphosphokinase complex
Molecular function (GO): magnesium ion binding; ribose phosphate diphosphokinase activity
Source: RefSeq, a predicted model, not a curated record